Protopterus annectens (West African lungfish) is the source of this 4125-nucleotide messenger RNA. RefSeq names its product phospholipid-transporting ATPase IC-like. The transcript has 27 exons. The coding region runs from base 28 to 3654 and encodes 1208 amino acids. Gene Ontology annotation, biological process: phospholipid translocation; Golgi organization. Lineage: Eukaryota; Metazoa; Chordata; Ceratodontiformes; Protopteridae. Gene Ontology annotation, molecular function: magnesium ion binding; ATP hydrolysis activity; ATPase-coupled intramembrane lipid carrier activity. The record is from RefSeq and is a predicted model, not a curated record. Gene Ontology annotation, cellular component: plasma membrane.
UUUCAGUGUGCCAAGCAUGUCUCCAGGAUGAAUGGAAAGGGAACCCUCAAUGGUUUUGUAAACAAGCAUGAAGAAAAAGACGAAUAUACCUGGGAUGUGAAAGCCAAUGACAGACAUUAUAAUGAUCAGUUUAAGAAGAAAUGUUUUCUCUUGUUUAAGAAGAGAAAAUAUUCCGGCAAUGCCAUUACGACAUCCAAAUACAAUUUUCUUACCUUUCUGCCACUUAACCUCUACGAACAAUUUCACCGACUUGCCAACUUCUACUUUUUGAUGAUCGUUUUCUUGCAGAGUGUGCCAGCAAUCUCUAAUUUGCCAUGGUUUACUACCAUGCUGCCUUUGGUGAUCCUGCUAGGAAUACGAGGAGCGAAGGACAUAGCGGAUGAUUUUGAACGACACAGGAGUGAUCACAGAAUCAACAGCAGACCUUGUGAUAUCCUUAUUGGAUCAAGUUUUCGCAGGAAACAUUGGAGGGAUAUCCAUGUUGGUGAUCUGGUGCGGCUCUGGAAGGAUGAAUUUGUACCGGCUGACUUACUGCUGCUACACACCUCUGAGCCGAACAGUCUUUGCUUUGUGGAGACAAUGGAGAUUGAUGGUGAAACAAACCUUAAAUACAAACAGGCACUGAUGAUUACCCACACUGAACUUAGCACGGAAGAGAGUCUGCCAGCAUUUGAUGGUCGAGUCAUCUGUGAAGAACCCAACAACAGGCUGCACACCUAUACUGGCACACUGCACUGGAAAGGAGACGAGUUCCCCCUUGACAAUGGGAGGAUGCUGCUGCGUGGCUGCAGAAUAAGGAACACUGAAACCUGUUAUGGGCUGGUCAUCUUUGCAGGUUUUGACACCAAAAUUAUGAAGAAUGGCGGAAAGGUGACCCUGAAGAGAACACGAAUUGAUGACAUAAUGAACUAUUUGAUUAUUGUGAUAUUCAUUAUCCUGGUCGUUUUAAGUUUCUUCCUUGCAAUUGGAGCUGGUGUCUGGGAAAAGCUGAAUGGACAGAAGGCAUCUUACAUUUUAGACAACAAUGCCAAACCCACUGCUGCUUACAGGGCAUUUCUUACCUUCUGGGGAUAUAUCACUGUCUUGAACAGUGUAGUUCCUAUGGCACUUUAUAUGACGCUUGAAUUCAUCCAUUUAGUCCACAGUUUCUUCAUAGACUGGGAUCUUGAAAUGUAUUAUAAACAGACGGACACACCAGCAGCUGCGAGAAGCACCAACCUGAAUGAGCAGCUUGGGCAAAUCGAGUACAUUUUUUCAGACAAGACAGGCACUUUAACUCAAAACAUUAUGACCUUCAAAAAGUGUUGCAUCAAUGGACAGAUAUACGGGACAAUACCAACUGGAGAACCAGAGAUAGUGGACUUCAGUUGGAACAAAUAUGCAGAUGGCAAACUGAAAUUUUAUGACCCUGCACUUUUGGAAGUUAUCCGCAGCAAUCAAGAUACAGAGGUGCAGGAGUUCUUUAGACUGAUGGCAUUAUGUCACACAGUCAUGGCAGAUGAGAAAGAUGGUCAGCCUGUUUACCAAGCUGCAUCCCCAGAUGAAGAAGCCCUUGUUACUGCUGCUAGAAAUUUUGGGUAUGUUUUCUUGUCAAGAACCCAAGACACCAUUACAGUCAGUGAGCUUGGACUGAAGAGGACCUAUGGCCUACUUGCAAUUUUUGACUUCAGCAGUGUUCGUAAACGCAUGUCUGUUCUUUUGAGAGAUCCAGAAGGAAAAAUCAAACUGUACUCUAAAGGAGCAGACACAGUGAUGUUUGAAAGGCUUUGUCAAGGCUGUUUGCAGCAAGAAAUGACUGAAAGAGCACUAGAUAGCUUUGCUGAAGAAACACUGAGGACCCUGUGUGUUGCCUGGAAAGAAGUACCAGAAGACAUCUUUCAGGAGUGGAGCAAAAAGCACCACAGAGCCAGCGUGGCCCUUCAGGGCCGGGCAGAAGAACUGCAUGCUGUGUAUGAAGAAAUGGAGACUGAAUUGAAGCUUCUUGGAGUAACUGCAAUUGAAGAUAAACUACAAGAUGGUGUACCCGAAACCAUUCAGAAACUACAGAAGGGAAACAUUAAAAUAUGGGUCUUGACAGGAGAUAAACAAGAAACAGCAGUGAAUAUUGGCUUUGCAUGCAAAUUGCUGACCACAGAUAUGGACAUUCUUGAUGGACAGGACAUCAGUAAGAUUCUAGAAGGCUUGCAGGUCACAAACAACAAUGAUAAUACAGGAAUAUGGAAUGAGAAAAUCCUGUUUCGACAGCUAAACCUCUCACCAUAUAGCAAGAAGGCACUGGUUAUCACUGGAGAGCUAUUGAAUGAAAUCUUGUCUCCUUUGGGAAGAGGACAGAAGAAACUCUCAUGCUGUAACAUGUGCCAAAGAAUUAUGCACCGAAAGAAAAAGGUAGUGACAGCCCAAGAGAAUGAAUAUCAGUUGAAAGAGAGAGCCUUCAUGGAGCUGGCAAGUAAAUGCCAGACUGUCAUCUGCUGUAGAGUCACUCCCAAACAGAAGGCAAACAUGGUGAAGUUAGUGAAGCGGCAUAAAAAGGCCAUCACACUCGCUAUUGGCGAUGGAGCAAAUGAUGUCAGCAUGAUUAAAACUGCUCACAUUGGUGUAGGGAUUAGUGGCCAGGAAGGAAUGCAAGCAGUACAGGCUAGUGACUAUGCACUGGCACAGUUUUGUUACCUGCAGCGCCUCUUGCUUGUCCAUGGACGAUGGUCAUAUUUUCGUCUCUGCAAGUUUCUCCGUUAUUUUUUCUACAAGACAUUCUCUGGCACACUUGUCCAUGUUUGGUUUUCCUUCUUCAAUGGCUUUACUGCUCAGCCUAUAUAUGAAACCUGGUUCAUUCCCCUCUACACUGUUAGUUACACUUCUUAUCCUGUGCUCGCCUUAGCUUUACUGGAACAGGAUGUCAGUGACAAGAAAUGCUUGCAGUCUCCUGAACAGUACAAGGUGGGACAACGGGAAGAGCUGUUCAACAACAAAAUGUUCUUUCUCAUCUUUUUGCAUUCUGUACUGACUUCCUUGAUGUUGUUUUUCAUUCCAUAUGGAGCAUUUGCCAAAACAUCCGUGUCUAAUGCUGCUUCAGCCUUGGACUAUCAAUGCUUUUCACUUACUAUCAGUACAGCUGCUGUGUUUACAAUGACCAUUGAGGUGAUGUUUGAGAUAACCUACUGGACUGUUUAUUCUGUCUUUGCUGUUGUACUCAGCAUUGCACUGCUGUUUGCAAUGACAUUCUUCACACACAGCCAUAUUCUGCACAAAGCUGAUCCAAACCUCUUCUUGUUUCCAGGUGCAUCCUUGAACGCUUUCCUCCAGCCAUAUAUUUGGCUGACUAUCAUACUGACAGUUGCAGUCAAUAUUAUUCCUUCAGUUAUGAUGCGGCUUUUGAGGAAGUAUUUAUCUUCCCCAAAGAUAGAACAUAAGAGCAGUUAUGAUGUCAAUGAAGUUGAACAGAACACAGUAGAGUUAAAGGUGCACUUCAAGAGAAACAGCACACUGCGACGUUCAGCUUAUGCCUUCUCAUACAAAGAAGGUUACGCUGACCUUAUUACUUCAGGUACAAGCAUCCGAAGGAAAAACCCCGCCCGCUCAAAGCACAGAAGUGGUAUCCUGCCAGUGGCAGAGCCUGAAAAUGUGUUUGUACAGGAAAAAACUAAGGAAAAUGUCUGAGUUUUCCCAAAUAUAGAACUGCUGAGAACUAACUACUAUAAAAGCCAAAACAGAGCCAUCCCCUGUAUCAGGGGCAUUUUAAGCCAUUCUAUAUAGUGUCACCCAGAUGGACUAAAGCUGACUGACAUGAAGGAGGAAGAAAUGUUUGCUAUUGGAGUUACGUGCUUUUCCAUAUUGUACUGACCACCUUAUAUAGAAUUAAACCAAUCUCUUGAGCUGUAUGUUAUUGUUACAGGUUAGCUUGCUGAGAUGUACAGGGACAUUUUUCACUGAGGUCGACAAGAACUUGUUCACACGUUGAAAAUGUGAUAUUCUUCCAUUUCACUGUUGCAGUAUUCAUUACAUUAGGGUUCCCCUGCCAAGGUUGGCACAAUGUCCAGCCAGUAUACCAAAGCCUUUACGUUAAACAAACUGCUGAAUUAAGCACAAACCAAAUCAAUCUCUCAUAACUGCUGGCUAUGAGACAGAGAA